This is a messenger RNA of Haliotis rubra (blacklip abalone), 1739 nucleotides long. Its product is annotated as cell cycle checkpoint protein RAD1-like. Gene Ontology annotation, biological process: DNA repair; DNA damage checkpoint signaling. Gene Ontology annotation, molecular function: 3'-5' exonuclease activity. Bases 86 to 931 code for a protein of 281 amino acids. Lineage: Eukaryota; Metazoa; Mollusca; Gastropoda; Lepetellida; Haliotidae. The transcript has 8 exons. The record is from RefSeq and is a predicted model, not a curated record. Gene Ontology annotation, cellular component: nucleus; checkpoint clamp complex.
AGUACAACAAGAUGGCGGUAAAUACGGAUAAGAAACCUGCGCUUGUUAUAAUUUUCUGAUGUAUUCCUAAAAUUUGUAACCAACAAUGAGUCUAUCGACACAACAGGCAGAUGAUGACAACCAGAAUAUUCUGAUCGCAAAAGUUGACAAUGCAAGGAAUGUUUCAAGUAUACUGAAAGCCAUAAACUUCAAAGAAACUGCCACAGUGUUUGCCAGUCCUAUGGGUCUGAAGGUGACGGUGGAAGAUGCAAAGUGUGUUCAAGCCAAUGCAUUCAUACAAGAGGCAAUUUUCCAUGAAUUUUCAAUCAAGGAAGAUCAAAUUACAUUCAAGAUAAAUUUGACAGUGUUAUUAGAAUGUCUGACAAUAUUUGGCAGCAGCAACAUCCCCGGUGUGACGACCAGUCUGAAGAUGUGUUAUGCUGGUUAUGGCUGCCCCCUUGUGCUCAUUCUAGAGGAGGAGGGUGUUCUGACAGAUUGCAGCAUCAAGACCCUGGAGCCAGAUGAAGUGCUGGACUUUGAUUUCUGUAGUACCAAUGUCAUCAACAAGAUCAUCAUGAAGUCUGAGUGCGUCAGAGAAGUGUUCAGCGAGCUAGACAUGAGCAGUGAUGUUCUACAGAUCCUCAUGUCUCCAGACAAACCUUACUUUCAGCUGUCGACCUUUGGCAAUGCUGGCAGUACUCAUUCUGCCUUUCCGAAAGACUCUGACAUGGUGGAAUCCUUCCAGUGUCAACAGACUCAAACCAACAGGUACAAGCUAGCUCUGCUCAAGCCAACAGUGAAAGCUCUGGCUCAGUCCACUCGGGUGUCCAUCAGAACCGACAACAGAGGCUUCCUGUCUCUACAGUACAUGAUCAAGAAUGAAGACAACCAAGUCUGUUUUGUGGAAUUUUAUUGUGCCCCAGAUGAAGAAAUGGAGGAACCAGAUCACUGACACAGGAAUGUACAUUGUAUGUAUGUGGGAUUGUGAGAUGUCAACAAGUCUUGUUCUUGGAUAUGACUGAGUGAUGAGGAUGACUUUCAGGACCAAUGGAGAACUGUUAUCAGUCUUCUUGAAGGCCCAGCCAGAUGUGUGCAUGUCCAGUAAUUUCACAUUACAAUCAUCGAUCAGAAGCUGUCAUCAUCUCAUCAACAUCCUUAACAUCACUGAUGCCUGGGUGCAUGCACUGGCAGGCUGGUCAAGGAGCAUUACAAGACGGAGACAUUACGUGGUGUGUGACAUCCCUAUACCUCCUGGGCUCGCACUUCGGUAAACCUAGUCAUCAUUGGAUCCUUUUCUAUGAUUCUUGUGGUUUGCAAAUUUCCUGCCGUUCAUCUUCUUUAACGUUUUACUGAUCCUUUGUUUUCUUGAAGGAAAGUGUAAGGGAGGUAACUUGUGUUACCUAGAAACCAAAGCUACCACCAGUUUUGAUUGACAUGAAGACAUCAUUUCCAUGAUGAAGAUUUUUGAGAACUUUCUUUGCAUGUCAGUCAGUUUUUUAAGAUUGAAUUCUCACUAACUUGAUCAUACUCAAUGGAACUUGGAACCCAAGAUUGAGGAGCUUUUGUAAGUCCCAUGCUGAUGGGUACCUCCCAAUUUCAUUGGUUCAUUAGACCUGGUUGUAUAGCCAAUCAAACUGACAAAUUGAAAACAAGGGCAGGACCAUGCAAAUGGAUCAAGUGGUGGAUAUAGGUUUACUCCGGGCCCAGGAUGGGUGUGUGAUUAUGAGAUAUUUUUAUUUUUCAUAAAUAGUCAUACUUCA